Molecule: messenger RNA, 1575 nt
Organism: Mesoplodon densirostris (Blainville's beaked whale)
Lineage: Eukaryota; Metazoa; Chordata; Mammalia; Artiodactyla; Ziphiidae
Gene: CBLL2
Product: Cbl proto-oncogene like 2
Biological process (GO): regulation of cell adhesion; protein ubiquitination
Molecular function (GO): ubiquitin protein ligase activity
Source: RefSeq, a predicted model, not a curated record
AUGAAUUGGUCGCCUGCUGGUGAAAAAGAAUUUGAACGUAAUGGAGGAGGGCGGUAUGAUUGUAAAGGGGGUGAGCUAUUGGGAAGAAAGAAAACAUUUCCUAAAUGCAUUUGGGAGGACUUUAAGAUAAACAUCAUAGGUGAAAAGUUUGAUUUACCAGUUCAUUUCUGUGACAAAUGUGAUUUGCCUAUUAAAAUCUGUGGGCGUAUAAUUCCGUGCAAGUAUGCUUUCUGCUAUGACUGUGCUAAUUUAUAUGAAAGAAAAGGAGGUAAGAUAUGACCAGGCUGUAGUAUUCCUGUGCUGCAAAUUGUGGAGCAUACACGAGGUUCUGUCUUCGUGUGUAGCGCUGGCCAAGAGUGCAGGAAAACUUAUUUGUCUCAAAGAGAGUUAGAAGCUCAUAUCAACUACCGCCAUAAGAGAGCUGAAAAACUUGUUAAAUGUGCUCCACUUAAAAAAGUUCACCCUCGUAUUGCUUCACCAACAACUGAAAUCCCUGAAAUGCUGCUAGACCAGGACCAUAUGAGCCAUAUUCCACCAGAGUUGCACAGCAUUAUGUCACCAUCUCCUGUGCAGUGUGUAUCACACAAGCGCAGUAACCAGCCACGCAAGGAUCUUUAUGCUCCUCCAGCAGAAUUGUCCACCCCACCUCCUUUGCUCCAUCAGGAAGUCGUUAGUAUUUCAACAAGAGAACACAGCAAUUUAAUAAUCACCCCUAUUCAGGGUGACUCAAAUUCUGGUGCCAAAGAACUAUCACCUCCUGCCCCAGCACUGGCUCACCAUCAUCCUGAAUAUCAAAGUCAGCCAGUGGUAUUGCCCCCUUAUAUUAUGCCUCCAGAGGCACAUGCACUACCCGCAUCUACUCCACCACCAUCACAUAUGAGCGAGCUGUUAGCCUCCCAGCUCUGCAUAAGCCUGAUGUUUGUCACCAAGACCGACAUCACUUUGGAUGCCACUUGGCUGCAUUUUAGACAGCGAGUUGGGCAAACCUGUGCCAUCAGAGCCAUCGCCUUUACCAUAGCGCACACAUUUGUCGCUUCUCUGGGAACUGCUGGAAGUGCCUUCUUAUCGCUUCUCCUCCUUCUGGUCUCACCAUCAGCCUCACUCAUCCAACAGCUGCUAAGGAAGCCCUCUAACAUAUGCCCAGAGGCACUAGCAAUUUUGAUCACCUCUGUCCAGUUUCAGGGAUUGCAGGGAUUAGAAGAUGACCUGCAGUUCCCGCCGCAGUCCAUGUACUUUCUGGUCACGCUGAUUUUAGGGUACAGACCUUUGGAGAUCCAACCCAGAUCUUUUAACACAACAGAUGAUUACCACAAAUGGACCCAUGUGGCACAUCAGGUGAAGAGAAUUCCUGUUGUCCAGCAGGAAAGGGUCCAGUGGACCACCCCUGAAGUAGGAGAUACUCCUCCUGAGGGUGCAGACAGGGUAUUUGGAGGGCUGGCGAGCAGGGUCAUUUGGGAUGAGGGAAGGCCACUGGAUGACCAGGGUCAUCGUGAUUCACCACAGCCCCCGAGAGGGCAGGCCAGGCUGCUCAGCCCAGAAAUGGCCAGGGCUUCAGUAGCUUCAGUGUCCAUCUGA